AUGAAAACACUCACAGGAACGCAACUGUCGGCGCUUGCCGGCGACUACUUCGCCCCAGAAGGGCUAUACCAGUACACCAAGUCCCUGCCCUUUCUCGGAAGUCUCCAAUGCAACACGGCGACUCUGACGGCAGGCCAAUGGACUGAGCUCAUUGUCACCUAUACCGUCGGCGCGAGCGGCCUGGCUGACGGCGCUUGGGUCAAAGGCACAUUCAAGUUCUACUCGGAUUGGGCGUUGUUACAGACCUCCGACCCGCGGCAGGACAAUUACGUCUCGGCCGAGUAUACCGCCGGACCGCUAGUGCCUGGCCAGACACCCGCGACUGUUCAAGGUCUCGCGGUGCGCUUUGACCAGAAGGACCGUGAGAGGCCGUUCCAAAAAGCCAUCAUCGUGGACGUUGUGGAUGGCUACUUGAACCCGGGAGACAAGAUCACGGUGCGGGUUGGUGACCGUCGAUGGGGGGCUCGGGGGACCCGUGUGCAGACGUUUGUUGAAGAUGCGUUUCGCAUGCGGUGGUACAUCGAUCCCGUGGGCACAUCUCGCUUUGCCCCGAUCAAGCCGGAUAUCGAGAUCCCAGUUGUGCCUGGACAGGCAGUGCAGGUGAAGGCUGUGCAUCCACGGGUGGUGCGGCCCGGCGUGGAGUUCCCUGUCAAUGUACAUCUAGAGGAUGUGUGGGGAAACACCACGAUGGAUAAGCAAGGACUUGUUGCGCGGUGCGAGAUCCGCGAGGGUACAUUCUCAUGGCAGAAGGACGUCGAGUUUGCUGCCGAAGGCUGGACUGUCGGCAGUCUGCACACCACACUGCCCGGCGAUGGAGAUUAUACCCUGAGUAUAUCAGUCCAUAGAACCGCGCCGGGAGACUCCUUGCCCGCAAGUGGUAGCGAGCCUCUGCUGCCCACGAUCACAGAACAACUCUCAGUAUCGUCCACACUGCCUAUCCCUCGCCCUCUGUUUGCGGACCUGCACGUUCACUCUGACGACACAGUCGGCACAAACUCGACAACCUACAACUUCUCCUACGCGCAGCUUAUCGCAGGUCUUGACGUGGUGGGAUACACGGCCAACGACUUCAACGUGACAGAGUCUGCAUGGGCAUCCACUCUUGCCAUAAUCCGAGAACUCAAUGUCCGGGAGAAGGGCAAGCUCGUGAUCUUUCCCGGUACAGAAUGGUGCGGCAACUCUGCAGUGGGGGGAGACCAUAACGUCGUCUUUCUCGGCGGCCCCUCUGAUCCCGCCAAGGACGACGGAGCAGCCGAAGACGGAUAUGAUGCCAUUGAGUUCCCCCACGACAAGCACGGCAACGUGGCACGGUCCUUCGAGUGGAACGAGCACGGCCCCGCGGAGCUGGCGCCAGGCGCCUGGCCACUGGACGAGGUCUAUGCGACAUACGCGCACGAUGCCGAGCGCCACCUGCUGAUCCCGCAUGUCGGAGGCCGCAGGUGCAAUCUGGCCUGGCACCACCCGAAGCUGGAACGGCUGCUUGAGAUUGGUAGUGCUUGGGGCCUUUUCGAGUGGCUACUGCGCGAUUCCGUGCAGAGAGGCUGGCGGUUGGGCGUGUCGGCCAACUCGGAUGAGCAUCGCGGCCGAUGUGGUGGGGGUGUUCCUGGCACCGCGGUGUUCGGAACCAAGGGUGGGCUUACGGGCGUGCUGGCGGACGAACUGGAGCGAGGCGCCGUGGCGCAAGCGUUGAGGGCAAGGCGGACUUUCGCCACGACGGGGGAGAGGUUGGUUGGUAUCAUCACAGCUCGCGCCGGGGAGAAUGGGAAUUCGGCGUUGCAAGGCGACGAGCUGCAGGUCCAGCGCGGUCAAGAUAUCACAUUCGACUAUCACUUCUACGGCAACCAAGGAUUUGAGUCAAUCGAGGCAUGGGACGACAGUGGUAUCAUCUUCAAGCGGAACUUACAGCAAGAGACGGCGCAGUCCCAAUCCACCGGCACGGCGGCUCAGAAGAAGGUGCGCAUCAAGUGGGGAGGAGCUCGGUUGUACGACCGCUACCGCGAGGCUGUCUGGCACGGAUCGAUCAUCAUCGGAGGCAAGAAGGGCUCCCACCUUCCCAUUGAACGCAUUCAGCCAUUCGGCGGCGUCUCGUAUAGCCCCGAAGAGGUCGUCAAGCGGGUUUCCGACACCCAAGUCACCUUCCGAACUCGAACCAGCGGCGACUUUGACGGUGUCGAUAUCUACUUCUCUUCGUCGUCCCCAGUGGAUCUACCGCUGGGCGUCAGUGUCACGGGCCAUCUCGACGGCUACGUCAAGGUCGGCAACGUGCUUGCAGGCAACCCGCACAAGGCGCAGCCGCGAUUCGAAUUAGUGGCCUUGCAUGAUGAGUUGCUGGCUGGCAGCAGCAAAAGAAUCGAGCUUGCUGGCGGUGCAGACCUUUUCGUCUCGGCGGAAGUUAUUCAAGAUGUAAACCUACCCACGCGGGUUGAAGGCACAUUCGCACUACCAGUGAGAACUGAGAAGGCAAGUGACGAAACGAAGACUGAGACCAGGGCUGUGUACUUUGUGGCGAGAGAGUGGAAUGGAGGCAAAGUCAUCACCAGCCCAGUCUUCGUAGACUAUGUCUAG
Messenger RNA from Microdochium trichocladiopsis, 2565 nucleotides. RefSeq lists its product as uncharacterized. The record is from RefSeq and is a predicted model, not a curated record. Bases 1 to 2565 code for a protein of 854 amino acids. The transcript has a single exon. NCBI's taxonomy places the organism in Eukaryota, Fungi, Ascomycota, Sordariomycetes, Xylariales, Microdochiaceae.